GAGACUCUCUUACGCAACGGUCGAGUCAUCUAGGGAUGUCUGCCGGCUUCUUUCGUGGUAUAAUCCUGCAACGUACUUCCUCUUUUGCCACUGCCCAGAUCAGAACCAAGUUCAAAAAUGUCGAUUACUCUCGGUUCCCCUCAUUGAAUGAAGAUGAUUUAGAGGAGCAGUUCGUACGUGGAAGUGGUCCAGGUGGGCAAGCCGUAAACAAGACUUCCAAUUGUUGUGUCCUCCGUCAUAAACCCACAAACAUUGUGGUCAAAUGUCACAUACACAGAGUAGCUUCGAGAAAUAGAGAGGAAGCCAGGAAGAUCUUGUUGACGAAGCUGGAUAACAUGUUGAACGGUGAAAUGUCGAUAGAGUCGCAGACAAAAGCCAUUGAGUCGAAGAAAAUCGCAGAGAAAACGCGCAAGCGGAACAAACUCAGGGAAAUGAAGGAGAGGUGGAAAGCAGGAUUCAAUAGUGGUAACGAAGAGUGAAUGUAGUCCAGUUGUUAGCUAGUUUUCGUAAUAAAUUUUGUGCUAUGUUGGAAA
Molecule: messenger RNA, 533 nt
Organism: Hermetia illucens (black soldier fly)
Lineage: Eukaryota; Metazoa; Arthropoda; Insecta; Diptera; Stratiomyidae
Product: probable peptide chain release factor C12orf65 homolog, mitochondrial
Exons: 1
Coding region: 36-479 (147 amino acids)
Biological process (GO): translational termination
Cellular component (GO): mitochondrion
Molecular function (GO): translation release factor activity
Source: RefSeq, a predicted model, not a curated record